ACAUUUUUUCAUGGAGCGCUCAACCUAUCUUCGUUGAUUGACUACGCAAAAUAGUUAAUGAAGAAGGCAGAGUGACUCGUGAGCUUGGCAGAUCCAUAAGAGGCUAUCAAGAAAAAGCAGAGUUAAAAAGUUCUUCCCUCUUCUUUAAGUCACCCAUUAAUUUCACAUAUAUAUAUAUACACACAUAUAUGUAUACAUGUUGCAUUUAAUUUAUAUACAUAUUAACACAUCUAUAAAAGAGAGCAUAAGAUUCAGAGAGAUCUAUAGAAAGAGAGAGCGAGAGAGAGAGAGAGAAAGAUGGGUAGGCCUCCAUGCUGUGACAAGAUAGGGAUCAAGAAAGGACCAUGGACGCCUGAAGAAGACAUCAUUCUUGUUUCUUACAUCCAAGAACAUGGCCCUGGAAACUGGAGAUCUGUUCCCACCAACACUGGGUUACUGAGAUGCAGCAAAAGCUGUAGACUGAGAUGGACAAAUUAUCUGAGACCUGGAAUUAAACGCGGAAACUUUACUUCUCAUGAGGAAGGAAUGAUCAUUCACUUGCAAGCCUUAUUGGGUAACAAAUGGGCGUCCAUAGCUUCAUACCUACCACAAAGAACGGAUAAUGAUAUCAAGAACUACUGGAACACACAUUUGAAGAAGAAGCUCAACAAGUCCGAGUGUGACGCUGAGAGAAGCAGAUCAUCAGAGAACAUCACGUUGCAAACUUCUGCCUCAAGAAACACCAUUAAUCAAAGAUCUACCUAUGCUUCAAGCACCGAAAACAUUUCCCGCCUUCUUGAGGGUUGGAUGAGAGCAUCCCCAAAGAGUACUAGCGCAGCUAAUCAUCAGACGAACAGUCUCAUCGAUCAUCAAAAUCAUCAGUCUCCAUACGAACAGCAGCUACAAGGUUCUUGGGAAGAAGGUCAUCAUAGCAAAAUAAGAAGCAAUGGGGAUGAUGAUCAUCAGGACUUUGGUGUUGGUCCAAAGAUUUCAACUGAGAAUAACAUCGGUGGUGAUCAUGAAGAUGGUGGUGAUGAUGAUGAAGAGGAUCAUAAUAAUGCUGCAACUCCACCAUUGACAUUUAUUGAGAAAUGGCUUUUGGAGGAAACAAACACUGGGGUUCAAAUGGAAGAGAUGAACCACUUGAUGGAGCUCUCUAAUAUGCUUUAAUUGUGACCUAUUCUCCUUUAUUUUUUCUUUUCCCUUGUGAAUCUUAUUAAAUGAGACUGCUAAUUUUUAUAUAGAAAAAAUAAAGAAACCAAAAGACAUAAUAUCACAUGUUUAUUGGUUUCUCUAAGAUAUAUCAUAUAUGUAGUUAAAAUGCUCACUGCAUAAGUUGUAACUAAUCUAAAUUUUGUUUACUACUCAUCAUUUAUAUGAAUAAAAUCCACUCUAAUUA
This is a messenger RNA of Camelina sativa (false flax), 1378 nucleotides long. Its product is annotated as transcription factor MYB60. The record is from RefSeq and is a predicted model, not a curated record. Gene Ontology annotation, biological process: response to auxin. NCBI's taxonomy places the organism in Eukaryota, Viridiplantae, Streptophyta, Magnoliopsida, Brassicales, Brassicaceae.